This is a messenger RNA of Miscanthus lutarioriparius, 1122 nucleotides long. The record is from the annotation of a GenBank genome assembly. Lineage: Eukaryota; Viridiplantae; Streptophyta; Magnoliopsida; Poales; Poaceae.
AUGGAGGAGCAGCUCAGCCCGCUGGCCGUGACGCACCUGCUCCAGCACACGCUGCGCAGCCUCUGCGGCAACGACGACGCGCAGCAGUGGGUGUACGCCGUCUUCUGGCGGAUCCUCCCCAGAAACUACCCGCCCCCAAAAUGGGAUCUCCAGGGCGGCAUAUACGACCGGACAAGAGGGAACAGGAGGAACUGGAUCCUGGCAUGGGAGGAUGGAUUCUGCAACUUCGCAGCCUCUGCUUGUGACCACGAGGGCGCAGCUGCUGCUGUCGCCGCCGCCGCCGCCUACACGGAGUGUGCUGCCGGGCAGGAGCCCACCAAGGGCCUGCAGCCUGAGCUCUUUUUCAAGAUGUCCCACGACAUCUACAACUACGGUGAAGGGUUGAUAGGGAAAGUGGCAGCCGACCACAGCCACAAGUGGGUGUUCCAGGAGGCCCAGGAGCAUGAGAUCAACCUCAUCUCCUCCUGGAGCAACCCUGCCGACUCUUAUCCGAGGACAUGGGAGGCUCAGUUCAAGUCUGGCAUCAAGACCAUCGCUCUGAUCGCCGUCAGAGAAGGCGUCGUGCAGCUUGGCUCCAUGAACAAGGUGGCGGAGGACCUGAGCUACGUGGUGAUUCUGCGCCGGAAGUUCGGCUACCUGGAGAGCAUCCCGGGGGUGCUGCUGCCGCACCCGUCGUCGGCCGCGUUCCCGGCGGCGGCCCGGUGCGCCGUCGCUGGCCCCGCCGCGGACGCGGCGGCCUGUAGCUGGCCUCCGGGACUCGUCGUGCCGCCGCCGAUGGAGCUCUACGACCCCUACUCCCACCAGGCGGCGGCGGCGCAGAUGCACAUCGUGCCGUCGAUGAGCAGCCUGGAGGCGCUCCUGUCGAAGCUGCCAUCGGUCGACCCUGCAGCGGCCGGCAGCAGCGGCAUGGCGGCCGCGACGAUGGCCAGUAAACAGGAGACCGGCGGCGUGGAGCACUACGAGCGCCAUGGCGGCAUGGCCGACGUGGGCGCAGGGAGCGGCGGCGUCGCAGGCAACGGUGGCAGCGUUGCUGCCGCCGCCGCCGCCACUACUACUACUACUACUGCGGCCGCCGCAGUAUCUUACUACGUCAACGCGGCCAAGCCCAGCGAGGGAUUCUAG